AUGGCGCUGAUUCCCCGCACCCCACUGAUGCUCGGAAAGUAUGGCGAGGCGAGUUCCGGCUCGAUGAAAAACCUGGAUAAUGGUCUGAGGGACCGGGUGCUCUACCAUCAGAAUAUGCUGAGCAUGAACCUGACAGCCGAAUUUUACCAUAAUCCAUUCCUUGCGGCCGGUUCUGGUGGUGGUAGUAACGUCGGUGGAACGUCUGCAAGCGGUGCAACCCCCACGAUGGCACAGUCACAAAAGAUGCUCAACAGUCUGGCAUCUGCAAGCCAUCCGCAGCAGCAACACGCCAGUAAUGGAUCACCCACGGCAGCAGGUGUACCAUCACCGACAGUCCCAAACAGUGCGUCCCAAUCGCUGACGCAGUACCAGUGUCAGCUCUGCCAGAAGUGUUUCAUCUCGAGCGCGAUACUCACGCAACACAUGAAAACACACGAUAGUAAUGGAUUUGUCGCUCGUGAAGCGGGUAAUUACGUCCAGCAGCAACAGUCGGUAACAACGACCCCUUCGCCCGUAACGGCAGUGGCCUCGAGCAGUAAAACUAGUCCACCGCUGCUAACACAGCACAACAUCAAGAGCGAGUACGUCGGUGGAACUGUAACACACACGAUGGGCCAGUUCGUGUACGGCAUGGCGAAGCAGUUCGAAUGCCAGAUCUGUCACAAAUCGUUCAUGACGAUGGUGAACUUGAACCUGCACAUGAAAAUUCACGAAGCCGGCGUAAAGCCGAUUGGAACGGCUCACAUGUACUCGCAAGCGAGCGGGGGCAAUUUGAUUGCCGGUGGGACGACAGCUGGAACCUAUCACAGUGGACAACAUCACAACCCGCAGCAUCAUACGAUAGGCCCCGCGGUACCGCCAAGCUCCAACAGCACGGAUGGACUGUGUCAAAUAUGCCACAAAACUUUUAGCACAGCGGACCAGUUCGCGGCACACAUGAAAAUUCAUGAAAAUGAAUUUAAGAAUCGUGCCCUUUAUCAUUCAAGCAGUGCGAACGCUAACGGUGGUGAUGGUUCUACCAGUGGGCCGAUACCGACAAGCAAUGGUGGCGGUGUGGGAGAUCAUUUCUAUGCUUCAGCGCCGCCCACACACCAAACCGUGCACGCACCACCUCACCUAGACGCCAGCAAGGGCCACCGGUGUCCAAUUUGUCACAAAAUGUCCAACAAUAUCAUUGAACAUAUAAAGCAGCACGAAGGACAGCUAACGAUGGGAGGUAACACGACUGGCUCGACGACGAGUGUCGUAGGAUCUCCGGCUCCGGGUGUUGUUGCCGGCUAUCAGCAAACGAACGAAGACUCGCAGUCCUCGCUGGAGGACGACAGUGAUGGUGGUGAGAACGUCCGAAAGCAUGAGUGCUUGAUCUGCCAUAAGAAGUUUUCCAGCUCCGGCAAUCUGGCCAUUCACAUACGGGUACAUUCGGGCGAGAAGCCGUUCAAGUGCAGCGUGUGCGGCAAGGGCUUCAUUCAGUCGAACAAUCUGGCUACGCACAUGAAGACGCACACGGGCGAAAAGCCGUACGCGUGUACGAUCUGCGGGAAAAACUUUAGCCAGUCCAACAAUCUGAAAACCCACAUCCGUACACACACAGGUGAAAAGCCGUACGCGUGCACCAUCUGCGGCAAACGGUUUAAUCAAAAGAACAAUCUGACCACCCAUAUGCGCACGCAUCAGCUGGUGUGCAUGGUGUGCGGUGUGCAGUUUAUGCAUCCGUCCGAUCUGGCGAACCAUAUGAAGUUCCACAACGAUGAAAAACCGUUCAUCUGUUCGGUGUGCAACAAGGUUUACCUGAACCUGGACGAGCUGACCGAGCAUAUGAAGAAAACGCAUAACCAGGUGAAACCGUAUCGGUGUCACAUUUGCGACAAAACGUUCACGCAGUCGAACAAUCUAAAAACCCACAUCAAGACGCACAUCUUUCAGGAUCCGUAUAAGUGCCAGAUGUGUUCGCGCUCGUUUCAGAAGGAGGAUGAUUACUCGCAACAUAUGCUGGUGCAUACAGCGGAUAAACCGUACGAGUGUACGUAUUGUGGCAAGCGGUUCAUACAGUCAAAUAACUUGAAAACGCACGUCCGAACGCACACUGGCGAAAAACCUUACCGGUGUACGAUCUGUGCAAAGAACUUCAACCAGAAGAACAAUCUCAACACGCACAUGCGCAUCCACACGGGCGAGAAACCGUUCGAGUGUACGAUCUGCGACAAGCGGUUCAACCAAUCGAACAACCUUAACAAACACAUCAAAACGCACGGCCAGGAAAAGGACCAACAGCAGCAACCGCAAGCGAGUUGA
Anopheles marshallii is the source of this 2292-nucleotide messenger RNA. RefSeq names its product zinc finger protein 271-like. Lineage: Eukaryota; Metazoa; Arthropoda; Insecta; Diptera; Culicidae. The record is from RefSeq and is a predicted model, not a curated record. Bases 1 to 2292 code for a protein of 763 amino acids. The transcript is spliced from 2 exons. Gene Ontology annotation, biological process: regulation of immune system process; regulation of cytokine production; negative regulation of transcription by RNA polymerase II.